This is a messenger RNA of Diachasmimorpha longicaudata, 4093 nucleotides long. It is a transcript of the gene Alg12, whose product is annotated as probable Dol-P-Man:Man(7)GlcNAc(2)-PP-Dol alpha-1,6-mannosyltransferase. The transcript has 6 exons. Gene Ontology annotation, biological process: protein N-linked glycosylation. The coding region runs from base 400 to 3312 and encodes 970 amino acids. Gene Ontology annotation, cellular component: endoplasmic reticulum membrane. Lineage: Eukaryota; Metazoa; Arthropoda; Insecta; Hymenoptera; Braconidae. The record is from RefSeq and is a predicted model, not a curated record. Gene Ontology annotation, molecular function: alpha-1,6-mannosyltransferase activity.
GGAAAGACUAUCCUUAACCUCUUACUGCAGGAAUCUACCAUUAGCAUCUCCAACAGAUCAAAAUGACAAUUUACGGAAACCUAGUGCUCCUUGCUCUAAGAAAAAAAAUGUUCACCAAUUACAAAUAAAUUCACACAUGUUUUGUAAAGACGACUUGGUAUGAUUCAAAUUUUUUAAAUGCGUCUGGAUAUUCUCAACCAAUGAGAAGUAACGAAUAUAUCCGUGAUGCCAAAGCAUAGCUGUAAUAUAACUUCUGUCACGGGUUACAACACAAAUGGAGUGCAUGUGUGUUCGUGUUUCGGCUCCCAGCCGCCACGACGACCCACUGCCGGGUUCAACGAAGCCCUUUAAAUUUAACACUUCCACGGAAAUAAUAACAAUUAAAUAACAUCAAUUGAAAUGGAUAAUUUAAUUAUAUUCGUGGGGGCUGUGCACUUGUUGUACUGUCCAUUCACCAAAGUGGAGGAAUCCUUCAAUCUUCAAGCCAUGCACGACAUUCUGUAUCAUGGCUAUAACCUGACCGAGUAUGACCAUCACGAAUUUCCUGGAGUCGUCCCAAGAACAUUUCUUGGCCCCCUCAUGAUAUCUGGAUUAUCAUCACCUCUUGUUGCUGCCGUGACACAUUUUAAUUUCAACAAAUUCUGCAGUCAAUACAUAGUCAGAGCGGUUUUAGGACUAAUUGUUAUCGCAGCUCUCCGACUAUAUCGACAAGCGCUUGAGAAGAUAUUUGGGGUGCAAUUCACAAAAUGGUUCGUUGCAAUCACAGUGACACAGUUCCAUUUCAUGUAUUAUUUGAGCAGGCCUCUGCCAAAUAUAAUGGCAAUGCCCUUAGUUUUAUUAGCCUUAUACGGAUGGUUGAAGCAGAACCACAUAAUCUUCAUAUGGUCAUCAGCAGCAGCAAUAAUAUUAUUUCGUGCUGAAUUAUCGAUGCUUUUGGGAUUAUUCCUCCUAUACGAUAUAGGUUACCAGAAAUUGUCAGUGCCAAGAUUAUUCAAAAUCGCAGUUCCUGCUGGAAUUUUCUUUUUAGCACUUACGAUAGGAGUGGAUUCCAUAUUUUGGAGGAGGAUUCUAUGGCCAGAGGGGGAAGUCUUUUAUUUCAAUACCGUACUUAACAAAAGCAGCGAGUGGGGUACAUUACCAUUCUUCUGGUACUUUUAUUCAGCUCUGCCACGAGGUCUCGGCUUCUCCAGCCUUCUGGUGCCUCUGGGAAUGCUGUGGGAUGCUCGAGUAAGAGCCCUAGCAGUCCCUGCAGUAAUCUUUAUCCUCUUGUUCUCCUUCCUCCCCCACAAGGAACUCCGUUUCAUUAUCUACGUAUUUCCCCUCCUCAACAUUGCAGCUGCCUCUGUUUGCCACAGGAUCUGGGAGAACCGAGGGAAAUCCACUAUCUGGCUUAUACUCUCCUUGGGCAUUAUCGCACAUCUUAUUCUCAAUACCAUUGGCUCGAUGUUCUUUCUGUGCGUGGCAGGCUCCAAUUAUCCAGGAGGAAUGGCCAUCAUGAAGCUCCAUCGACUCGAAAGGGACACCAAAUCCCCACUGAAUAUUCAUAUCGACGUUCUAACUGCUCAAACUGGCGUCUCUAGAUUCACUCAGUUAAAUCCAAAAUGGAGUUACUCGAAAUUAGAAAAUAUCAGUUAUGAUGAUCCAGAGGCCCUUCAGCAAUUCACUCAUCUGUUGAUGGAAGCCAAGAGCAAGUAUUCACCGAAUAUAAAACCUUAUCUCAGAACUCAUGAUAUUCUUGAUGCUGUUGAUGGAUUCUCUCACAUAGCUCUCAAUUAUAAUAUGAUUCCUCCAAUUAAAAUCAAAACUAAGCCGACUAUUUUCAUUAUGAAACGAAAAUCAAUCAUUGGUGGAGUAAAAGAGAGAUACAAAGAAUUUGAAAUCAUUCCUGAGGAGAUAGAGGACUUUGAGAAGAUGGAUGAUCAGAAAGACGAGAUGGUGGAAGAGGUGGUGGAAGAGGCCGAAGAACAGCAAGAGGAUUAUUUGGAAAAUCAAGAAAUAAAGGAGGACCAAAAUUGUUCUGCAGAAGAAUUUUCAAAUUCUAUUCAAGAGGAGUCUUUAGAGCAGAGUGAAGAGGUUGAUGGACCAUCGAUGACUGAAGACUCCAUUGCUGAUGAAUAUCUUCAAUACGAAGAUGAUAACUCAUUAGUAUUUGAUAAAUUGCAGAUGAAAGGUUCUGGAGGUUUGAAAAUCGAUGAUAAAUCGAAAAAAAGACCCGAAACCGUUGACAGAAAGAGUAAUAAAGUAGAAAUGCGAGUGCUGGAAGCAAAAUUGGAGGAAAUUCAAAGGGAAAUUAACGAGAAACGACAAAUGGAAAUCGAAAAAAUUGUGAAAAUUGAGAGAAAAAUUCUCAAGAAGUCUGACGAUAUUCCAGAUUCAACCCUGGAAAUAGAAGAGAGAGUAAAAGUUGAAAAGAAAAUUCCAAAGAAGUCGGAGCCAAUAGCAGAAAGUUUGGAAGUCAUUAAAAAAUUACCACAGGUUGAAGUUAAGGUUUCGAAACUUGAGAGAAAAAUUCAGCAAAAAAUAGAACAGGUUUCAACUGAGGCUCCUGAACCUAUUAAAGAAGAUAAUGGGCUCAAAGUAGCAAUUAGAAAAUUAAUUAUGACGAAGAAAGAAGAAUUAGAAGCAAAAGAAGAGAUGAAUUCUCAGAGCCUUGAAGAUUCUUCAAAAAUUGAGCCGAAAAUAAAAAGAAAAAUUACAGAAACUGUGUCAAAGCCAGUGCCAGUCAGCAGGAAAGACUCUGCAGAAUUCCAAACAAGUCCACAACAGAAGAAAUCUGCUGGAAUGAAGGUAGCAACUGUGAAGGAUAGCAUCAGAAACAUUAUAAAUCAGUUCAAGGAGUUUGAGAAGGAUUUAGCGUCUGAAGAUCCUGAGUCGAUGAGGAAGUGGUCUUCAGCGGAUUCAACUGCUGAUUCUUCUCCCGAUUCAGCUGAGGGGCUUGAUGAAGUAGGUGCUGUUUCUCUUGAAGCCAACUUUUACCAAGUUGAUAAGUUAAUUGUCGAAACUGACGAUCCAAUUGUUCUCAAUGAUGCCAAAAAGAGCCUCAAGGAGAUUAUUGAUCAAUUCAGAAUUCUGAGGAGUGAACUGUCAAUUGAAGGUGAAGAUAUGUUCGAGGAAAUUUCUGAAAAGUUUAUGGAACGACCAAUUUCCGAGACUCUGAUGCAUUUUAGCGAAGCUCUUACGGAUUUGAUGAACAAGAGAAAAGAGAAAUUGAAGAAAAUCGAUGGAAACUGGAGGAAAAAUUUGGGAAAUGGGGAGAGGAAGAACCUGGGGAAGAGGAGACAGAAGGGACAAGAUGGAAACAGUGAUUUAUGAGAAUGUUCAGACCGCUGGACCGUUUUUUCGUUCAUUUUUUAUUCACUGAAAGAGCAUAAAAAUUUUCAACAGACGAGAGAGAAUUUACAUACGUGGGUUUUCAUAGGAUUUUUGUACUCGUUGCCAAAGGCUUUUGAGCCUUCAGCGAGUGUAACGCACUGAUGCGUUUGGAAACUACUACUUUUAUUGGCUAUUGAAGAGGAAAAUCUAAAUUUUUUAACUUAAGGGUGACGAGGAUUUCUACUAAUUCAAGAGAUUAUUCAUGGAGUGAAUAAUUUGAGACAAAAAUCUCGAGAGUCUUUCCUCGCAAUAAAUUUGCUACAAGAAAAUUAAUUGUAGUGUAAACAACACCAGAAUCAUUUUAGUAUUCUAAUUUAUUUUUUUUUCGCUAAUGAAGAAGCUCUCAUGUAUCUCCCUUUAUGAUUGUGAAUCAUAGAAAAGAUUUGAAUAUUAAUGGUUGACUGCUAAUGGUCACGGCUGUUAGUCAUUGGAAAACGCUAGAUAUUGAUAAAUAUUUAGUUUUUCCUCUCCAAUAACAUUGGGUUAAUAAGUACGUUGCUUGCUGUGAUAUCAACCCAAGAUUACAAAUUACAUUGAAUGGUUGAGAGGAACCAACACACGUUCUAUACUGGACUUUUGCAUUUAGAUACAGAGUCGAUGUUUCGUGUGCUCAAGUGAUUUCUUUUUUUGAAGGAAUCGUCUAACGAGUUACUAGAAUAGGUGGAACGUCUACAUGUGCCUUAUUGAAUCUUCCCGAAUAAAUUUUAUUAUAAAUUACAAA